AUGCGCGUCUUUGGGGGAUGCAUGCGGCGCCCGCAGUGGCUGCUGCCGCCGCGCCACUGCCGCGGCUGCACCGCAGCGGCGGGCGUAGACAUCGCCACGCUCCUGCGCGUGGCGUCGUCGUCGUCGUCGUCGUCGUCGUCGUCAACGCCGCCGGCGCCCGCGUCGGGCGCAGCGAUGCGGAUGCGGGGGCGCGUAGAGGCGGUGCGCGUGCGCGGGCGGCUGGCGUUCAUCCACCUCCGCCAGCCUCCCGCGCACUCCAUCCAGGUGGUGGCCUCCGGCGCGGCCCUCGCGCGGCAGGUGAGGGACCUCGCCCCCGAGUCCAUCAUAGACGUGACCGGCGCACUUAUCCCUGCGGAGCGGCCGGUGACGUCCGUCAGCUGCUCGAACUACGAAAUCCACGCCGAGCGCGUGGAGGUGGUCAGCGCGGCGGCCACCCCGCUCCCGUUUCCCAUCCGCGACCGCCACACGAGGCUGGACACCCGCCUGAACCACCGCGUGGUGGACCUGCGCACCCCCCUGAUGGCGUCGGUGCUCCGCGUCGUCUCCGCAGCGUGCCAGGGCUUCCGUGACCAGCUGCUUGCCCGGGACUUUGUGGAGGUGCACACACCAAAGCUGCUCGGCACCGCCUCCGAGAGUGGAAGUGCGGUGUUCAUGCUUGACUACUUUGGCCAGCAGGGGUACCUGGCGCAGUCGCCGCAGCUUUACAAGCAGAUGGUGCUGAUGGGUGAUGCAAUGCGCGUGUUUGAGAUCGGCCCUGUCUUUCGGGCAGAGAAGAGUCUCACGCACCGCCACCUCACAGAGUUUGUUGGGCUGGACGCCGAAUUUGUCAUUGAGCGGUCGUACACGGAGGUGCUGGAUGUCCUGGAGUCGACGGUGUGCGGCAUGAUUGACUACCUUCAGGGCGACCACGCGGCGCUGGUGCGACGGGCGCGAGAGGCGCUGGCCGAAGUCGACGCCGCAGAGGUCAGUGCCGCCGCCCCGGCUCGGAGCGCAGGGAAAGAGGAGGCAUCGAUUGUGUGUGAGCUGUCGGCGGAGACCCUCGCGACACUUGGGGUUUCCACGCGCGACGCGGCAGAGGAGGCUCUGCUCGCAACCGACCGCUACCGCGGCCGCGUUGGCGCGGGCGCCGUUGCCACCCGGGGGCAGGGCCCGCGCCGGCCGAAAGUGCUGCGUCUCGCCUUUGACGACGCGGCGCGGCUGCUGCGCGAUCACGGCGUGGUGGAUCAGCCCACGGCCGACUUCACGCUUCCGCAGGAGCGGCGCCUCGGGGAGCUGGUGCGCCAGCGGUAUGGGGUGGACGUGUACGUCGUCGACCAGUUCCCGGCGGCGGCGCGGCCCUUCUACACGCUGCCGCACCCGCACAGGGCAGAGUUGACGUGCGGCUUCGACAUGUACCUCCGCGGCGAGGAGAUCUGCAGCGGGGCGCAGCGCAUUCACGACGUGGCGCUCUUGCGGCAGAACAUGGAGCGAUUUCAGGUGGACGUGGCGGGAGUGAAGGACUACGUGGAGGCCUUCCGCUACGGCGCCUGGCCGCACGGCGGCUUUGGGCUUGGCCUGGAGCGCAUUGUGCUUUUUCUGCUUGGCGCGAAGGACAUCCGCCAGAUCUCCCUCUUCCCACGGGAUCCAAAGCGUCUCACGCCGUAG
Trypanosoma conorhini is the source of this 1644-nucleotide messenger RNA. Its product is annotated as putative aspartyl-tRNA synthetase. NCBI's taxonomy places the organism in Eukaryota, Euglenozoa, Kinetoplastea, Trypanosomatida, Trypanosomatidae. Gene Ontology annotation, cellular component: cytosol; aminoacyl-tRNA synthetase multienzyme complex; cytoplasm. Gene Ontology annotation, biological process: aspartyl-tRNA aminoacylation. The record is from RefSeq and is a predicted model, not a curated record. Gene Ontology annotation, molecular function: ATP binding; RNA binding; aspartate-tRNA ligase activity. Bases 1 to 1644 code for a protein of 547 amino acids. The transcript has a single exon.